CCGACCUCAACCAACUGUCCACUUGACAUGAAUGACACGGCGUCUGCAAAGACUUCAGAAUGACGCCCGAGGACAUUGAACGCCUCUUUGCCGGUGCCGAGGUCGAUGUGGACAGGCAGACUGCCCCUGUCGCCGCCGAUGAGCAUAGCGAGGGCCUUUCUGACAGAGUCACCCUACUGAAGCCAGUUCUCAGCUAUGUCGAAACGCUCUGGCAGUCGGGCUCGUUGAGACUCGACGAAGCUGCACAGGCUAUCGCUGAUGGAAGUCGCAAAGAGAUAUGGCGAGAGCCUCUGGGCGACUCUGGCAUUCUCAACUUCUUCCUCUCUCUGCUCGCCACGGAGGAGGCUCUACGGCCUUCACUCAUCCUGCAGAUUCUGCGGCUCACCGGAAAUGCCUGCGCAGAUACAAAUGCCAACCGUCAGAGGGUCAUAGAUGCCGGUGUGCUGCCCAAGCUUGUAGCUCUCCUCGUCCAGGAUGCCAUGCUGCCUAUUGUGCUGGUGGUACUCAACAAUCUCUGCAAUGACCAUGAGCCAUCUCAGAAAGCGGCAUACCUGGCCGGGCUGAAUCCGGAACUCAUCACCAUUCUCUCGGGCCCACGACUUGAUCAGGCCCGUCCGUUCUUCUCCAUCAUCUUCAGGCUCUUGGAGGAGCUCUCAACCCAGGAGCCAGAAUCCAACUUUGUUCAUCCAGCAACGCCAUACGUCCUGCUUAAGCUGGCCCUCGAGUCGUCGGAUGCUGGCGACCUCGAGGACUUCUUGGGUCCCACACCAGUCGCGCUCACCUAUCUUUCCCAUCAGCAGUUCCAGGACUCCUUCGUCCAGACUCCCGGCGCAAUUUCCCUCCUGCUCAAGGCCUUCACUGUGGUCACAGACGACCUUGGCCCGUCCGGGCCCGAGCCCGACGAGCAAGAACGCCUGAAAAAGGUGCAGUCCGUGUUUGUCCAGGCGAUCGCGGACUUAUCCGCUCAUGAUGUCUUUGCGUCAACCUAUCCCCUAGACAGCGAAGUGAUCCAGACCCUCACCACAUGGCUCUCGCCAGACCCUUCAGGCCCAACCGCCGCCAAGGCAACCGCGGCAAGUCUCGCACUGGGCAACCUCGCUCGCUCCGAUGCCGUGUGCACAAAGUUGGUCCAGGACCCGUCACUGCAAGUCCACAAGCCCCUGGCGGUGCUCCUCGCCGACCAGGCCACGACCGACGCGCAGCUGCUGCACUCGAGCCUGAGCUUCCUCAAGAACCUGGCCAUCCCCGCAGGCAACAAGGCUGUCCUGGGCGAGGCCGGCCUCCUCGACGAUGGCGGCGCCCUCCCGCGGCUCUGGGGGCUCACUGUGCAGCCUCAAGUCCAGUUCGCUGCCGUCUCGCUGACGAGACUGCUCCUCGUGCAAUGCCCGGCGAACGUGAGGCGGAUACUGCAAGCUCCUGGUGGUGGGCUGACGGACAAAGGAAAGACCAAGUUCACCUCCCUACUCACCGCCUUCAAGGACUCCGACCAGGAACCUACCAAGAUGGAAGCCGCACGAGCUGCCCUUGCCGUGUGUCGUGUGCUGCACUCUCCCGACACAGAACUACCCAGCUUGCUCUCGUCGCUAAGCUUGUCCACCCCUCCCGCAGAAGGGACAGCACAACCACCACCGCCGCCGUCAUCUCACCUCCUGCACGCAUUCUACGAGCUCCACGGCCAGGGCCUGGUCAAGAUCAUCCUGCACCUCGCGGCGCAGAGCAAGUUCCCCACGCUGCGCUCGGAGCUGUGGUUCGUCCUCGCGCUCGUGGCGCGGUCCGACGCCGGCGCCAAGUUUCUGGCUGGGUCGGUGGUUGGGCGGUACGAGUUCCUGAGCGAGCUGACGCGGACCAUCACGGGAGAGAAUGCCGUCGAGGGGAAAGAAGACGAGUUGAAUAACACGGCGGCCACCGCCAUCACUGGGCAAGGGACGGGUCAAACAGGGGUGACCACGCAUGUCCACUCCGAGACGGACGAGCACGGGACGACAGAUCCCGCAAUCACAGCGCCAGGGGUCAAGCUCGAGCUUGAGCCGCAGCAGGUUGGGGCGCAGGCGGCGGCUGGGUUGGCAAAGGUCGACAGGGAGAACGGCAUCGUGCUGGUGCAUGAGCUGGUGAAGCAGGUUGGGCUGCAGGGUUUUGGGUCACCAGUCGUGGCUGAUGUGUUGGGAAAGAUUGUCAAGGAUACGCCGGAGCUGUUAAAGUCUUGAGUCAUCGUCUGAUCGAGGUUAGCAUAUAGCAUUUGGCGUAAACGAACGAGCUCAUAAUGCAGAACAUGGUCCCUAUGAUGACCGACGUGGCUUUCACAGCAUGUAGCGAGAUGAAAGAUUUUGGUUUCAUGA
Messenger RNA from Microdochium trichocladiopsis, 2336 nucleotides. RefSeq lists its product as uncharacterized. Gene Ontology annotation, cellular component: cytosol. The record is from RefSeq and is a predicted model, not a curated record. The coding region runs from base 60 to 2204 and encodes 714 amino acids. Gene Ontology annotation, molecular function: guanyl-nucleotide exchange factor activity. The transcript is spliced from 3 exons. Gene Ontology annotation, biological process: positive regulation of GTPase activity. NCBI's taxonomy places the organism in Eukaryota, Fungi, Ascomycota, Sordariomycetes, Xylariales, Microdochiaceae.